AACCGCUAGCCUUAUCAAAGGGUCGAUUCUCAGUGCGUAAGUUGUGAAAAUCACGUAACAGUAUGUGAGUCAGUAAAUCGAUUGCGCACGCGCAGUCCAUUCACUAACUGCAACGGGAAAGGAACGUGAAAGGGACGGGAAAGGAAUCACAUAUAAUUUCAGUGAUUAUUUCACGUGAGAUCUACACCAUGUGUGUUUCAAGUGGUCCAUGUGUUUGCCUGAUGUGCUUACUGUAUUAUGGUUGGCAGGCAAAAGCUGACACACCAAACAUAAGUGCUCAGAUAUCUAAACUUACAGACAGCAUUGAUGCCACUGAAGAUUCAAAAGAAUUUUAUUUCAUGGAGAAAGACUUCUUUUUGAUGAAAUUGAUGACAAAAUAUGGAAAUGGAAGAGAGAUAACUUUUGAGGGAUUUGAACACAUGUUACACAACCUUGGUCUUGGUGGCAUUUUUAAGUUUGAUCAUGACCACCCAGAUGAUCAUGACCACUCCAAUAAACAUGACCACACAGGUGAUCAUGACCACAUAGAUGAACAUGACCACACAGAAGAACAUGACCACACAGAUGAUCAUGACCACACAGAAGAACAUGACCACACAGAAGAACAUGACCAUUCACAUGAUCAUGACCACAUAGAUGAUCAUGACCACUCCAAUAAACAUGACCACUCACAAGAUCAUGACCACAUAGAUGAACAUGACCACACAGAAGAACAUAACCACACAGAUGAACAUGACCACUCACAUGAACAUGAUCACACAGAAGAACAUGAUCACACAGAUGAUCAUGACCACAAAGAAGAACAUGACCACACAGAAGAACAUGACCACACAGAAGAACAUGACCACACAGAAGAUCAUGACCACUCACAUGAUCAUGACCACUCACAUGAUCUUGACCACAUAGAUGAACAUGAUCACACAGAAGAACAUAACCACACAGAUGAACAUGACCAUUCACAUGAUCAUGACCACAUAGAUGAUCAUGACCACUCCAAUAAACAUGACCACUCACAAGAUCAUGACCACAUAGAUGAACAUGACCACACAGAAGAACAUAACCACACAGAUGAACAUGACCACUCACAUGAACAUGAUCACACAGAAGAACAUGAUCACACAGAAGAACAUAACCACACAGAAGAACAUGACCAUUCACAUGAUCAUGACCACAUAGAAGAACAUGACCACAAUGAUGAACAUGACCACUCACAUGAUCAUGACCACUCACAUGAUCAUGACCACAUAGAUGAACAUGAUCACACAGAAGAACAUGACCACUCAGAUGAUCAUUACCACUCAGGUGAUCAUAACCACACAGAUGAUCAUGACCACAGCGAUGAUCAUGACCACACAGAAGAACAUGACCACUCCGAUGAACAUGACCACUCAGGUGAUCAUGACCACUCACAUGAUCAUGACCACAGCAAUGAUCAUGACCACAGCGAUGAUCAUAAUGAUACUAGCAAACAUGAUCACAACCAUAGUGUUCAAAAGAGAGAAACAGAUACUUCAGAAUGUCUGUCUACACACGACUUCUUGCAGAUAGUAGAUAUUGACAAAGGUGAAGUAAUAACUAAAGAUGUGUUUAAGGAACUUUGUCCAAGUAUUCUGUAUCAGAUAGAUGAAGAUUCUUGUCAUAGUUUCCAUGAUAAACGUACAGGAUUCCAUGGCAGUCAUAAUAGUGUCCAUGAUCACAGUGACCAUGAGCAUGCUCACACAACUGGUACAGAAAGUGCUACUGUAGAUAUAUCUAAUGUUCCUUUAAAAGUAUGGGGAUUCAGUUCAAUAGCAGUGAUUAUUAUCUCCCUUGUUGGGUUGCUUGGUGUGGCUGUUAUACCUAUUAUGCAGAAAGUAUUCUACAACCACAUGUUGCAGUUCCUUGUUGCCCUAGCUGUUGGAGCCAUGUCAGGAGAUGCACUCCUUCAUCUGUUUCCACAUGCAAUGGCUAGUGGACACAAUGGACAUGAUCACACACAUGGUGGAGGUCACUCUCAUGAUACAGGACCAAUUUAUAAAGGUCUAUGUGGCCUUCUAGGAAUUUAUUUCUUUUUCUUUACAGAGAGAUUGCUUACAAUAUUCACAGACUUUAAAAGGAAGAAAAAGCAAAAAAGAAAUCGUAGAAAAAAAUGUUUGAAAGAUGAGGAAAUGUUGAAGGUUGGAGAAAAACUUGCAGAUAGUGAAUGUGAUGGAAUCGUGAUGAGUAUCCACCCAAACAAAGCUCUUGGGGCAUAUGCGGAUGAAGUUCAUACAGAGCAUUGCACCAUCAGUUUUGAAAACACAGCAUCUGUCAGUCAUGAACAUGGUCAGAGGAAACCAGACUGUGUAGAGACAUGUGUUGAUGGCGAUGAAACAUCUUCAAUGAUUAACAAUUCUGUUAUUGUUAUGGCUUCACCAAAACACCAUGGGCAUGGACAUUCUCAUGGGAUAGAUGCUAUACCAAACUCUGUUGCUUCAGUAGCUUGGAUGGUCAUCCUUGGGGAUGGGAUACAUAAUUUUUGUGAUGGUCUGGCUAUUGGGGCUGCAUUUACUAACAGUAUCACUGGUGGAUUUAGCACCUCUGUUGCUGUAUUUUGUCAUGAGCUGCCACAUGAAAUAGGUGAUUUUGCAAUGUUAUUGAGAGCUGGUAUGUCACCAAAGCAAGCUAUUAUUUACAACUGUCUCUCAUCCAUCUUGUGUUUUGUUGGUAUGUUGAUUGGUGUGGCUGUUGGUAACCAAGAAGGAGCCACUCUAUGGGUAUUCACUUUGGUUGGAGGAAUGUUCCUAUACAUCGCUCUUGUGGAUAUGUUACCAGAGUUGUCGUCAGUGGACACAAAGAAGGGAGAGCAUCCAUUAUGUCAUCUUCUUCUACAGGGCGUAGGCAUGUGUACUGGAGCAGGGAUUAUGCUGACUAUAGCUCUCUUUGAGGAAGAUCUUCUGACAAUAAUGGAUUAAGUGAUGUAAACAAAACUACAACAUUCCAUAAUGUAAAAACUGGCAUCAUGUUAUUGAAUCUCAAGUGAAAGUAGUGAACUUUUUUUUUUGCUGAAAUUAGUUGAAAUAAAGUGGAUUUAUUAAUUAUCCUUAAAAGGACCUUGAAAUAAACAAUAAAGUUUAA
Messenger RNA from Ruditapes philippinarum (Manila clam), 3096 nucleotides. Its product is annotated as zinc transporter ZIP10-like. Lineage: Eukaryota; Metazoa; Mollusca; Bivalvia; Venerida; Veneridae. The record is from RefSeq and is a predicted model, not a curated record. Gene Ontology annotation, cellular component: membrane. The coding region runs from base 189 to 2933 and encodes 914 amino acids. The transcript is spliced from 9 exons. Gene Ontology annotation, molecular function: zinc ion transmembrane transporter activity. Gene Ontology annotation, biological process: intracellular zinc ion homeostasis; zinc ion import across plasma membrane.